AUGGAUGAAGGAACCAAAAAGGCUCGCAACCGCAUUCUUGGCCAAAUCAAAGUGGUCCUUUCAGAGCUUCUACGAAAUAUCGGUUCAUGCACGAUGCGAAUAGUUGGUGACACUCCAAAUAGUGUUCUCGAUCAUGAAGAUCUUUUAGAAUCUGUACGCCCAUUUGUUUCAGAGGUCGAGGAGUGCAUCCGACAACAUCACCCAGAUGAUAAAACUCUUUUUAUUGCUGCCAAAUUCUGCCUUGGGAAACACUCCUAUUUUGUCGUUGACGUUAAUAACACCCGUUAUAACUAUGAAACCGCCCAUGAAUGCGAGGAAUUGACUCCUGUCUAUUACCUUCGCCUAUCAAGAAGACAGCCCACAAUUCUUCGAAAACCACCGCUGGAUGCAACACUCUCCAAGAUUCUUAUGGUAAUGCACUAUUGGCAUGGUCAGGACCCUCUACCUUUAUGUGACAACCAUUUUGACCCAAAUUUUUGCUACCCCAACCCACGCCACCCCGAGAACUCUGCACAAGAAGAUUUGAGUACAUGGACCUGA
This is a messenger RNA of Penicillium malachiteum, 540 nucleotides long. RefSeq lists its product as uncharacterized. The record is from RefSeq and is a predicted model, not a curated record. NCBI's taxonomy places the organism in Eukaryota, Fungi, Ascomycota, Eurotiomycetes, Eurotiales, Aspergillaceae. The transcript has a single exon. Bases 1 to 540 code for a protein of 179 amino acids.